Molecule: messenger RNA, 2736 nt
Organism: Durio zibethinus
Lineage: Eukaryota; Viridiplantae; Streptophyta; Magnoliopsida; Malvales; Malvaceae
Source: RefSeq, a predicted model, not a curated record
AUGCAGAGGCCAAAAAAACAAGGCUGUCAUGUGCCAAUGUUGAGCAACCACGUUGAAAUGCGGAAACCUAUCUUCUGCAUGCAAAUGGACAUCUGGAUGGAUGACCCAAAAUCAGAAUGGGAAAUUCAAGAAUCCUCAGAAGGAAACAGUGACAAUGGCAAACUAAGUUGGAUGCUGAGAUUAGGAAGGAAAAUUUUGGUCACUGGAAUUGUUAUAUCAUCUGUACCACUUGUCCUUCCUCCACUUAUGGCUAUCUCUGCUAUUGGGUUUGUCUGUUCCAUCCCUUAUGGGGUCUUCUUGGUGAGCUAUGCUUGCACUGAGACUGUCAUGCGUAGGUUACUUCCAAUGCCUUCGCCAGCUGCCCCAUUAUUGGAAUACAGAAAGGCACUUAAUGGUGAAGAAGAAGCUAACGGAGAUGAGAAUCAAGGGGGACAAAAUGACGUGAUUAAAGGAGGUUUUAAUAUAGAGAGGGAGGAAAAAGAAUUAAAAAUGGAUACUAUUGAAGAAGUUGAGAUGAGAAUUGAAUUAGUUGACACGGAGGAGGAACUCAAUAAAAGGAAUAUUUUGCAAGAGGGUGCAUAUCAGAAAGGUGGUGUUGAAAAUGAUGACAAGACAUCAAUGGAAGAAGUAGAUGAAAUUGUGGAGGAAAAAGAGGAAAGGCCAUCCCAAAGUUUUGAGGUAGAAGUUAAGGAAAUAACAGAGCAGCCUAUAAUAGAGAAAAUUAGGAGUGAACAGCGAGAAGAUGGGGGCAAUGGUGUUGAGGCUUUUGUGGAGGGAGACGGGAAGCAGAGCAGCAACAUUGAGAGGGAAACACAACUGAAAGCUGAAAAUGUCAAAGCGAAAGAGGAAUUAGUAAGAAUGACUAGGCAGAGUGUUAAGAAUGUAGAUGCACAGCCAAAACGAAAAAAGAAGACUAGGUUGAAAAUUGGAGGAACAAGAAAAUUGAAGGGGGAACAGUCUAUCAAAGAAAGUGUAAAUGAACAGCCAGGAGCUGAGAUUCAUGGUUUUUUGACUACCAUUGAGGGUGAUAAGAAAGAAACAGACAAUGUCAAUAAGCAAACCACAGCUGAACUGAAAAAUGCAGCUGUUCAUGUAGAGAACGAUGAAUUGGUAAGAGAGUUAUGGGGAUCAUUAGAAAGAAACAGAGAAGAGGGUAGAAGUCGUGAUGCAGUGGAAGAUAAGCAAGUUGUGGAAAAAGCACAAGUUGAUGCCAAGGUAAAACUAUUGAAAGGGAAUGAGGGAACUACAGAAAGGCAACAGGAACAACCCCUUAUAGAAGAAAGUUCGGGUGAACAUCCAGUAGAUGAGAUAAGUGUUGUUCUAGGUAGCCUAGAGGGAAGUAAGAAGAAGGAGAACAGUACGGAGGAAACACCACCUGAAGUAAAAAAUGAACCUGUUCAGUUAGUUCAGGCAAUUGAUAUUGAAGAGAAUGAGAAACCAUCAAUAGGGGCAAGGGAUUUAUCAGAAAGAAUCACAGAUGAGAGCAAAACAGAUUGUGAAGUGGAUGAUAAGCGGAGAGAAGAGAGAGCAAAUGUAGCUGGAAAACAACCAAAAGAGAUUGAGGUUAACAUUGUGGGAACAACAGAAGUUAAGGAGGAGCAAUCUGUCAGCGAUGGAAGUACGAGUGACAAGCCAAUAGAGGAGGUUUGCAAUAUUGUGGUUGAGUUUGACAGAGAUGAGAAGAAUGGCAGCGAAAUUGAGAAGAAAACACCAUUUCAAAUAAAAAAGGUAGAUUUCCAAUUAUCGCAGUCUGCUGAUAUUGACAGGGAAGAAGAGUUAGUAAGAGAGACUAGGGGAUUAUUAGAAAGAAUCAGGGAUGAGGGAAAAACUGAUUAUGCAGUGGAUGACAAGCGGAGUGCAGAAAAAGAGCAUGUAGGUGCAGAGAAGGAUGAUAAGAAAAUUGUUGGAGAUGUUGAAAAGGCUAAAACUAGAUGUAUUCUUGCCCAUGAUGGAAUGAAAAAGCCAACUAGCGAGUUUGAAGCCACAGUAGAAAAUAAAGCAGAUAACAAAGUGAAAAUGAAGGAAUCUGUGGAAAAUUUGGAUGCUUUCUCAAAGGAGACGAAUUUGGGUAAAGAUGCUAAAGGUUUUUCUGAGGACAACAUUCCCGGAAGAGAACUGUCUGCAGGGCCAGUGAGUGAAAAAGUAAAUGAUGGCAGAAGUAGAAAAGAGCUUGAAAGUGCUAUGUUAAUGGAAGGAGGACAAGCAGAAGAUGAUAAUGAAAAUAAUGUAGAACAAAAUUUUCUACUGAAUGAGGAGAAAAAAGAUGUGAUUUUCUCCAAUGAAGAUGAAGGAGAAAUCAAUGAGCAGCGAGGGCUUGACCAGUUAGAAGAUUUAAUUACAGUUAGUCAGCAGGGCUCCCCUUCAUAUGUGAAUACUUUUGAAGAAACUCAGCCUUCAUCAAGUUACAUGGUUUACCAAGAAAUCUCUGAUUCUUCAGAGCUUCCUGUUUCUACAAAGGCUCAAGAAUCAGAUGACAUUCGAAUUUCUACAGAAAAUGCCAUUGAUACAGCUUCAAAUGAGACAUUAUACAGUGAGGAGAAGAUAUGGGAACAGAUGAAUGCUCUCCGAACAGUAGUUGGAUAUAAAGGCGCACGACAAGAAAAGUGCAUAGAGGAACUGAAAGCUCUCUAUCACUUCACUGGAAUUGAGCCCCCUGCUUCCUUCAACGACACUUGUGAUCUGGUGGAAGUCAAUGCCAAGCUUCGCUUUCUCAUGUCUGUAGUUGGAGUUAAGUAG